GUGACAGUUACGGAAGUUGGAACGUACCUGUCAAAAGCUAGCCAGCAAGAUAAGCAUUUUAUCUACCCUCACUGACUGUUAAUAUUGCAGUUACCGUAGUAAUGGUUUAACAGACAUACAUAAUGGGAUCAUCAGCAAAACAUUUUGCUCUGAAGCCGUCGAAGACGCUGCUUAUUUUACCCUGUCUGUUUACAUUUCUUCUCGUAGGAAGCCAAGGAGAGAACACUGCCAUGGACAAUGUCGCUACUGAAAGAAUGGCUGAAGAAAGCCAUAGACAAGACAGUGCCUAUCUACUUAUAUACAUAAUGCUCUUAACACUGACCAUUUUAACCAUAUGGCUGUUUAAACACCGUCGAUUCAGGUUUUUACAUGAAACGGGACUGGCCAUGAUAUAUGGUUUGCUGGCUGGGGUCAUUCUCCGCUUCGGAGUGCACGUACCCCAAAACCUGAACAACGUGACUAUGAGCUGCAGUGUGAACGCCAGCCCCGCGACUCUGCUGGUGAACGCCAGCGGACGCUUCUACGAGUACACCUUAAAGGGAGAGGUCAGCAGGGGCAAAAGUCAUCAAGUCCAGGAUGAUGAGAUGCUGAGGAAGCUGACAUUUGACCCGGAAGUGUUUUUCAAUAUCUUGUUGCCUCCAAUCAUCUUCCAUGCUGGCUAUAGUUUGAAAAGGAGGCACUUCUUCCGGAACAUUGGCUCCAUCCUGACCUAUGCCUUCAUGGGAACAGUCAUAUCAUGCUUCGUCAUCGGGCUCCUGAUGUAUGGCUGUGUGUCGUUCAUGAAGGCCGUCGGCCAGCUGAGAGGAGACUUCUUCUUCACUGACUGCCUCUUCUUUGGUGCCAUAGUGUCUGCCACAGACCCAGUCACAGUGCUGGCCAUUUUCAACGAGCUAAGGGUGGAUGUGGACCUGUACGCCCUUCUGUUUGGAGAGAGUGUCCUCAAUGACGCUGUGGCUAUCAUCCUUUCCUCGUCUAUCGGGGCCUACCAGCCCACAGGGGACAACAGCCACAGCUUCCAGGCGUCUGCCAUGGGCAAGUCCUUUGGUGUGUUUCUGGUCGUCUUCAGCGGGUCCUUGGCUCUGGGAGUGGCCACUGGGGUCAUGACUGCACUCGUGACCAAGUUCACCAAGCUGAGAGACUUCCCCCUUUUGGAGACGGCCCUCUUCUUCCUCAUGUCCUGGAGCACCUUCCUGCUGGCUGAGGCCUGCGGCUUCACUGGGGUGGUGUCUGUGCUCUUCUGUGGGAUCACUCAGGCUCACUACACCUACAACAACCUCUCCCCAGAGUCCCAGGAAAGAACUAAACAGCUGUUUGAGGUGCUCAACUUCCUGGCGGAGAACUUCAUCUUCUCCUACAUGGGUCUGACGCUCUUCUCCUUCCAGUCUCACGUCUUCAACCCCAUGUUCAUCAUCGGAGCCUUCAUAGCAGUAUUCCUGGGGAGGGCAGCCAACAUCUACCCCCUGUCCUUCCUGCUCAACCUAGGGCGUAAGAACAAGAUCAGCUACAACUUCCAGCAUGUCAUGAUGUUUGCAGGUCUGCGCGGAGCCAUGACCUUUGCCCUCUCCAUCCGUGACACGGCCAGCUACGCGCGUCAGAUGAUGUUUUCCACCACCCUGCUCAUCGUGUUCUUCACCGUGUGGCUGUGUGGAGGAGGCACCACCCCUAUGCUGUCCUUCAUGAGCAUCCGAGUGGGCGUCAACUCGGAUCAAGACAGCUCUGUGACUGUCCUGGAUGACACUCAGCACAGCAGCACCAAACAUGAGAGUGCCUGGCCCUUCAGGAUCUGGUACAACUUCGACCGCAACUACCUAAAGCCUCUGCUGACCCACAGUGGCCCCCCCCUUACUGCCGUCCUGCCGGCCUGCUGUGGACCCCUGGCACACUGCCUCACCAGUACACAGGCCUACGAGAACGACGGCCGUCUGCACGAGGACGACGCCGAGCUGAUAGAGGAGCAGGGCUCCAUGUACGCUGACGUCACCGUCAGCACCGACGCCAGCGGGCGCACCAGCACUCUCCGCAAACUCCCCUCCUCCGGGGGCGGGGGCCUGGACGAGGGGGUGGAGGAGGGGCUGGGGGUGGGGCAUGAACUGGUCAUCAGAGGAACACGUCUGGUCCUGCCCAUGGAAGACCCUCCUGAAGCCCCUGUCCGCCUCCUGCCGCCUCCCUCCCCUCCCCACUCUGACCAACGCUGGCAUAGACUGUGAGAACCCCCUGGUCUGGCUCUCUGUCUCUUCUCUCCACUUCCUGGUUCACAACCAGGGCUUCAUGGGAUUGGUAGUGAGAAGCUUAUCGGUAUGCAAACACCUAUGGUCCUGAGAUUCAGUUAAAGCUAACGUGGUUCUUAGGUGGACCUAACCCUAACCCACACCUUCCCUAACGUCAACCACACCUUCUCUGAUACGAACCUAAACCCCACCCUCCCUAUCCUCAACUAUACCCUCCCUGGUUGUAACCUCAACUCCACCGUCCUUAACCUUAACCCCACUCUCCCUGCUCCUAACCAUAAUUCCACCUUCCUUAACCUUAACCUCAUGCAUGCACGCAUCCUCCCUAACCUCAACCCCACUGUCCCUAGUCUUAACCUUAACCACACCCUCCUUAACCUCUCCCCCGUCCUCCCUUGUCCUACCUUCAACGACUCCCUCCAUGGAGCUAGAAAUCUACGCUAGGUGACACUCUUCCAUCUGAGUGACACCAUCUUGCCUCUGCUCUGCACAGACCUUCUCAGCCAUUUUUUUGUUAUUACAUCUUAUUUAAAAAGAUAAUAUAUUUAUUUAUUCAAAGUAUUUUUAUUUUCUUGUGUUACUGUUAUGACACCUUUUAUUCAUUUAUUUACGUAAACUUUUACUAGGGGAACCAGUCACAUGUUCCUCGUUCUCGCUCUCUAGAAUCAAUAUAUGAUAUAGAUGUAUUUGAUGUAUACAACCUGGAUUAGCCUAUGCCCAGGCUACACCCAAGCUACGCCCAAGUUAUGCCCAGGCUGUACUACUCAGCUACCCCCAGUUUGUUUGUAACCAGAACAAGGGUGAUGUAUUGAGGGCUGUCUACUGUUUGAACAAGUGCCUAAUGAUACUGAUUUGUACAUAUAAGUGGAUAGUGUGCAGUAAAUUGUAGACUGUCAGUGUAACAGGAUGAAACAAAGGUUGUUGUUUUUUUACAAUGAAGACCUUGUUGUUACCAUGGUGAAUAGUGUGUUGUGUGCUGUAAACAUGUUGUUGUUCACUCAGCAGCUCAAUUCAACAUGCUGUUCUGCGUUGCUAUGUGUUUCUGCGUUCUUCUUCCGGCACUUUCUCUGACCACCAGAGGUCUCUGCAGAUCAGGAUCUGCCGUUGAGAACUUCAAUCAAUCUAUAAAGGAACUCAACACUGCACCCUAAAUGUUUGUUAAUCCCUGACUAGGCUUUUUAUUCCCUGACUAAGCUUGUUAACCCCUGACUAGAUUUGAUCUGUUUUGAGGACACCUGCCCAUAGAUCCUUUGCACUUUUUGGGCCAGAUUAUUUGACUUUUGCUUUUUCAUACCUAUUUUUACAUACCUUAUUUAAAAAAAAUCUGAAGAAGAAUAAAAACAAAAUGCUACAUACAACAAAAGCCAUGAGCUGUUUAACAUGGUAUGAGCAUGGUUGUAUAGUUACCGGUUAAAAUGCAGAGUUCACAGUAGUUCAGAUGUUAACCCUAAUCCAGCACUGCAUUGGUUACGGAAUCCACCUGUGUCAUUACUGUGUUUGCCUGUCCGGUUGUAACAGUGCUUAUUGUUUAUUUGUGAAUACAAAGAUGUGAACAGCAGCUAGGAGUUUCAAACAGGAUGUUGUGAUGGGCAGUAAGGGUUUUUCUUACUGUAUACUCUGUAGUAGAGAUAGAGAUGUUUGCUGGAGAAUAAAACAUAUAUAUUC
This is a messenger RNA of Osmerus eperlanus (European smelt), 3893 nucleotides long. Its product is annotated as sodium/hydrogen exchanger 6-like. The transcript has 16 exons. Gene Ontology annotation, biological process: regulation of intracellular pH; proton transmembrane transport; potassium ion transmembrane transport. Gene Ontology annotation, cellular component: plasma membrane; recycling endosome. Gene Ontology annotation, molecular function: sodium:proton antiporter activity; potassium:proton antiporter activity. Lineage: Eukaryota; Metazoa; Chordata; Actinopteri; Osmeriformes; Osmeridae. Bases 123 to 2207 code for a protein of 694 amino acids. The record is from RefSeq and is a predicted model, not a curated record.